AUGCACCUGUGGCCGCGCUCAACGCGGGCCCCUCCAAGACACUUUGUGCGCGACGCGCCCACCGCGGAGUCCCGCGAGCAAGCAGGGCACCUCGAGGACACCGACCGCGGGCGCGCGCGUGGCCAAGGUCGGGACCGGCCUCCAACGGAGGUGUCUCCUUCCCUAGUGCCUGUGGCUGUUCCUGACCAUCCAGUUAACCCUUUCCACAUGUCUGGAGACGUGGAUUUCUUCUUGCUCAGAGACCAGGAGCGGAAUAAGGCUCGCUCAGAGAGGGAGCAGAAGAAAACCAUGCGCGUGCACGAGAAGAUGACGUACGCCUCCAAGGCGUCGUCCAAGAGCACGAGCCUGCGGCGUGAGCUGCAGCUGGAGGAUGACGCUGACCAGCGCGAGAUACUCACCGAGGCCCAGCAGCUGCAAACCUUCCAUGACAACACGGCCUGGAAACUCUCUAUCACCAAAGAAAGGAGAGGGGAGUUGGAUAGCAUGAGCAAGUACAUCAAGCAGAAGCGGCAGAUGUUCCUCAUCCAGUAUUCCCUGGAGAUGAAGCGGAACGAGAUCCAGCGGCUAGAGAUGCUGGCAGCCAGGGAGGAGGCCAGGCUGGACCGGGCCGAGGAGUCCCUGGAGAAGGAUGUGGCCCUGUUUGACGAAUUCCUCAGGGAGAAUGACCGCAGCUCAGUUCAGGCCAUGAGAACGGCUGAGAAGGAGACCAAAGCGAAGAUAGAGAAGGUCUGUGAGAUCCGGGACCUCACCACCCAGAUCAUGAACAUCAAAAGCGAAAUCUCCAAGUUUGAAGACACUCUGCAGCAUUACAAGGUCUACAAGGAUUUCCUGUACAAACUGUCACCCAAGGAGUGGUUUGAGGAGCAGGAGAAGAAGCAGGCUCUCAAAAAGGCCAAGGAGACAGCUGAAGCCCCCAAGGAGACCAACCUGCCCUCCACAACAGGGAACAAAGGAACGGGAAGCAGGAAUAAGACUGUCUCCCCAUGGGCCAAAGAGGGGCAGACCUCAAGGAAGGCUCCGAAGCUGCUCCAGGGGACCCGGCUGGGGCCGACCCUGUCGAGCAGCAGCAGCCUCCAGCCAAGCAGCCAGUUCAGUGUGCCCAGCGGGCUGGAGUCCAAAGGGUCAAGUUUCCUCCUGGGGCAGGAGGACCCGGACAGCGACAGUGAGGAGCUGGAGCUGUACUUCACCGAGCCCCAGCAGCUCCUGGAGGUCUUCAACCAGCUGGAGGAGCAGAACCUCUCCCUGAUCCAGAACACGCAGGAGAUGGAGGAGACUCUGGAGGAGCUGAACUUUACCCUGAAGAACACCCAGAUCCGCAUGGACCGGGAGGUCAACCAGCUAAAGCAGUGGAUCAGCACGAUGAUGAUGUCCAUCGCCAAGGAGGAGGAGACAGCCGCCGAACUGGAGCUCAAAUCCAGAGUCUUCCACUUCGGAGAAUACCAUGGCGCUCAGCAGGACAAGCUGCUGGAGAGCCUGAACUGCAAGGUGCUGGACGUGUACCGGCACUGCAUUGGCACCCAGCAGGAGGCCAACUUGGGCACAGUACAGAUGCUGACCGUCAUCGAGCACCAGCUGGACGAGCUGCUUGAGAGCCUGGAGCGGGUGCCCCAGUCCAAGAUCGAACAGGCUGAGAAGGCCAAGGAGAAGGAGCGCCGCAUAAGGCUGCGGGAAGAAAAGGCCAUGAUACAGAAGCAGCUCCAGGAAGAGCGUCUGCAGCGAGCCCGUGCCCGGGCCCAGGCUGAGAUCAAGAAGAAAAAAGGCAGAAAACUGGUGUGCCGCUCCCAGCCCCCAAUUCUCAAAACGAAGAUGGCGCCCAGCCACACGCUUAUGGAUAAGGACAAGGAAGAGCAGCUCUUCUUCUUCACCUAACUGUCUUGGAGCCACCUGGGGAGUGUGGCUGACAGUGCACGAAAGAAGCCAGCAGUGGGAGCAGAGCCUGGACAGGGCUCAUGCCAGGCCCUGGGCAUUCCA
Loxodonta africana (African savanna elephant) is the source of this 1971-nucleotide messenger RNA. RefSeq names its product cilia and flagella associated protein 100 (gene CFAP100). The record is from RefSeq and is a predicted model, not a curated record. Lineage: Eukaryota; Metazoa; Chordata; Mammalia; Proboscidea; Elephantidae. Bases 1 to 1869 code for a protein of 622 amino acids. Gene Ontology annotation, cellular component: ciliary basal body. The transcript has 15 exons.